CACCGGGCGCCUGAACGACCUGUGGAGCUUCGACGCCUCGCGCGGCGAGUGGGCGUGCCUGCACGCGGGCGGCGCCUCGGACGCCCCGCUGCCCCGCGGGGGCGCGGCCCUGGUCGCCUCGCCCGACGGCGCGCGGCUCGCGCUGCUCUUCGGGUUCAGCGGGGCGCAGCAGGGCGACAUCGCCAUCUUCGAUCGACGGGCCGGCAGGUGGCAGAUCUGCGGCCAGGACCAGCAGAGCGGGGACGUGCCGUCGCCGCGGUCCGUCCUGGCGGCGUCGGCCGUCCCAGGCAGCGACGACGUGUUCGUGUUCGGCGGGGAGUGCAUCGAGUCCGACUUGGGGCACGCCGGGGCCGGGGAGUUCGUUGCCGACCUGCACGCGCUGGAGCUGGGCAGCAUGGCCUGGCGGCGCGUGGAGGCCGAGGGCCCUGCGCCCGAGCCGCGGGGCUGGGCGGGGAUGGCUGCGCCAGACCCCCAGCAGCUGGUGCUCUUCGGGGGCCUCAACGCUGCCAACCAGAGGCUGGGCGACACGUGGAAGCUCGUCCUGGAGUAG
This is a messenger RNA of Prorocentrum cordatum, 550 nucleotides long. The record is from the annotation of a GenBank genome assembly. Lineage: Eukaryota; Dinophyceae; Prorocentrales; Prorocentraceae.